AUGGAGAAAAGAUUAACACAUCUGCUAUUUGCCGACGACAGCCUAAUAUUUUUGGAUGCAAACAUUGAGGAGGGGGCAGCUCUAGGUGAAGUUCUUCGUCUCUAUUCAGCUAUGUCUGGUCAAUGCAUCAACUUCAACAAAUCAAGCUUAUCUGUGGGUAGAAAAAUUCGACAUACAGAUGGUCAAAGGCUUGCUAAUUCACUGGGGGUCACCUUUAUAGAAAACCAUACUAAAUAUCUUGGACUACGUGCAUUUCUUGGAAGGAAUAAAAGAGAAGUUUUUGGUCAGAUUCGGAAUAAGGUGUGGGAGAAACUUCAAGGUUGGAAGAUGGGUCUUUUCUCUCAAGCGGGUCGCGAGGUGUUAAUCAAAUCAAUAAUACAAGCUAUUCUGGUCUAUCUAAUGAGUUGUUUUAGAUUAAUAAAGGGGCUGAUCCGAGAGAUUCAAAGUCUUAUCGCUCGUUUCUGGUGGGGAUCAACAAAAGAUAAACACCAAAUUCACUGGGGCAACUGGGAUAAACUAUGCAAAGAUAAGUGGUUUGGGGGUAUGGGAUUCAGAGAUUUGGAGGACUUUAACCAAGCCUUACUUUCAAAGCAAGGGUGGAAGCUUGUUACCAACCCGAAUAGCUUGUUUGCUCAAGUGUUGAAAGCCCUCUACUACCCGAAUUCUGAGUUCUUAACAGCUGGCCUUAGGAAUUGUUGCUCAAAUAUUUGGAGAGGAAUCAUUUGGGGCCGUGAGCUUAUUUUGAAGGGCUCUCGGUGGCGUGUGACGGAUGGUAAUAAAAUUAGAAUCAAUGAAGAUCGUUGGAUUCCUAGAGAGGCCCCUUUCCUUCUUCGCACUCCGGCAAUGGUUCCCCCUAACGCAUAUGUGAGUUCUCUCAUGGAUGAUGCAGGUGAAUGGAAUAUAGAGACUCUCAAGGAAACGAUGCAUGAAGAUGACAUCCCUUGGAUUUUAGGAAUCCAAACUCGAAAAGAUGGUGGGGAGGAUGACCGAAUGUGGCACGAUACAAUCAAUAAAAAAUACACGGUAGAUAGUGGAGACAAGAUAAUUCAAAUGGAGAAGCAGGGGGCAGAGACUUCAAAUAAAUCAAUAGUGAGGGGUGGUGGAAGACGAUAUGGCAAUCGAAUUUAA
This is a messenger RNA of Cannabis sativa, 1128 nucleotides long. RefSeq lists its product as uncharacterized. Bases 1 to 1128 code for a protein of 375 amino acids. NCBI's taxonomy places the organism in Eukaryota, Viridiplantae, Streptophyta, Magnoliopsida, Rosales, Cannabaceae. The record is from RefSeq and is a predicted model, not a curated record. The transcript has a single exon.